Messenger RNA from Balaenoptera acutorostrata (minke whale), 1625 nucleotides. RefSeq names its product neuropeptide FF receptor 1 (gene NPFFR1). Gene Ontology annotation, cellular component: membrane. Lineage: Eukaryota; Metazoa; Chordata; Mammalia; Artiodactyla; Balaenopteridae. The record is from RefSeq and is a predicted model, not a curated record. Gene Ontology annotation, molecular function: neuropeptide receptor activity; peptide binding. Gene Ontology annotation, biological process: G protein-coupled receptor signaling pathway.
UGCUCGGGAGCCUUCAGCCCCGGCCGCUGCCCGGCCGCCUCCGGGCGGCAAGGGGAGCGAGACCCCGCGCAGGGCUGGGGCCUGCGAGCGCACGCCCCUCUGCCCGCUUCCGCCGGGCCCUGGGCUAGAACCGCCAAGCGCAGAGGCUGGGGCGCGCGCCAGCAGCCCAGCGCCGGAGCCCCCCGGUCCCCUGCCGGCUCACAGGGGCCCGCUGCCUCCCCCCGUCGGUGACUGUCCCAGAGCGGGCCGGAGUGGGCAGCAUGGAGGGGGAGCCCUCCCAGCCUUCCAACAGCAGCCGGCCCCCAUGCCAGAAUGGGAGUGAUGCUGAGGCCAACCCCGCUGCAAACCUCACCUUCUGCUCCUACUACCAGCACUCCUCCCUGGUGGCUGCCAUGUUCAUUGUGGCCUACGUGCUCAUCUUCCUCCUCUGCAUGGUGGGCAACACCCUGGUCUGCUUCAUUGUGCUCAAGAACCGGCACAUGCGCACCGUCACCAACAUGUUUAUCCUCAACCUGGCCGUCAGCGACCUGCUGGUGGGCAUUUUCUGCAUGCCCACCACCCUUGUGGACAACCUCAUCACUGGGUGGCCCUUCGACAACGCCACGUGCAAGAUGAGCGGCUUGGCGCAGGGCAUGUCCGUGUCAGCUUCUGUUUUCACACUGGUGGCCAUUGCCGUGGAAAGGUUCCGCUGCAUCGUGCACCCUUUCCGCGAGAAGCUGACCCUGCGGAAGGCGCUGGCCACCAUCGCGGUCAUCUGGACCCUGGCCCUGCUCAUCAUGUGCCCCUCGGCCGUCACGCUGACCGUUACGCGCGAGGAGCACCACUUCAUGGUGGACGCCCGCAACCGCUCCUACCCGCUCUACUCGUGCUGGGAGGCCUGGCCCGAGAAGGGCAUGCGCAGGGUCUACACGGCCGUGCUCUUCUCGCACAUCUACCUGGCGCCGCUGGCGCUGAUCGUGGGCAUGUACGCGCGCAUCGCCCGCAAGCUGUGCAAGGCCCCAGGGCCCGCGCGCGCCGGCGAGGAGGCGGCCGGGGAGGGCGGCCGCGGCGCCCGGCGCAGGGCCCGGGUGGUGCACAUGCUGGUCAUGGUGGCGCUGUUCUUCACGCUGUCCUGGCUGCCUCUCUGGGCCCUGCUGCUGCUCAUCGACUACGGGCAGCUGAGCGAGCCGCAGCUGCACCUGGUCACCGUCUACGCCUUCCCCUUAGCCCACUGGCUGGCCUUCUUCAACAGCAGCGCCAACCCCAUCAUCUACGGCUACUUCAACGAGAACUUCCGCCGCGGCUUCCAGGCCGCCUUCCGCGCCCAGCUCUGCCCGCCGCCGUGGGGGAGCCACCGGGAGCGUCCCAGCGGGCUCCUGCGCACGCGGGUCUUCGUGGAGGUGCAGCCCAGCGACUCGGGCCUAGCCUCCGAGUCGGGCCCGAGCAGCGGGGCCCCCAGGCCCGGCCACCUCCCGCUGCACAAUGGCCGCGUGGCGCCCCCUGGCUUGGCCGCCGAGGGUCCCGGCUUUUCCCAUAUGCCCCUCACCAUACCAGCCUGGGACGUUUGAGUGGGACAUGGAGGGCAGGCCCCUGAACCCGAGGGCCCCGGCUGGACACGUGACACCCAGGCAUGCUAGCGGCCUGGU